This is a messenger RNA of Pseudomyrmex gracilis, 2470 nucleotides long. Its product is annotated as carboxypeptidase B-like. The record is from RefSeq and is a predicted model, not a curated record. NCBI's taxonomy places the organism in Eukaryota, Metazoa, Arthropoda, Insecta, Hymenoptera, Formicidae. The transcript is spliced from 9 exons. Gene Ontology annotation, molecular function: metallocarboxypeptidase activity; zinc ion binding. The coding region runs from base 102 to 1847 and encodes 581 amino acids. Gene Ontology annotation, biological process: proteolysis.
CGUACGUACCGGUUGUUGAGCGACUCAUUCCGGUCACAGGUUUGCCAGUCAACGUGAAACCUUCGAGACGAUCGAGUAUCCUGGUGCGAUCGACGCACGCUAUGAGUGCAGGCGUCGGGUCAAUCCUGUGCGUGAUCCUCGGGAUGUCAGGAAUCCUUGCACCGCAUUCGGCAAACGGAAGUCCUUAUCGCGAUAGUUACACAUUAACACAUGCGAGAUUUGAUCAUAAUUACUUUGAGCAAAGGACGUUACGAGAGGAAAACGUUUUGGAUAAUAAGAGUAAUAGCUUACAGGAUAUCCAUAAUGACCAAAGAACAUGUCUAAAUUCCAAAGACGAGAAGACAGAAAGGAUUGAACUUGUUGACGUAAAUAACUCUCUUCAAGAGGCAUCUAGAGAAGUACACUGGGAUUAUGAUAACAACAGAGGUUUUUCUAUGUUUGGCCUAGUUGAAUCCUUGCUGUCCGUCAUAGCGAGUGGGCUCGGCACGGUCGUGAACAACAUUCUCGGUAGUGAGAAAAAGAAUUCACGUGCACAAACCAAUAGAAUAAAUUAUCGAAAUUAUCAAUUAAUCAGAGUGUUUCCCAACACGGAAAGCCACGUUGUUGAUCUGCACGACUUGAGAGAUGCAGAACCUGAAGAUGUGAAAUUUUGGUCCUUUCCAAAUCUUAAUAGAACUACCGACAUUAUCGUCUCACCAGAUCUCGUGGCCGACGUCAAGGAUUAUUUAAGAGACAAGAAGAUAGAUUUCAAAGUGUUAAUAUCGGAUGUUCAGAAAACAAUUUCUUUUCAAAAUCCGAAAAUGUCAAAAGAGCAACGCGAUGACUUGGUCACCAAUCAAGGCCACACGAUGACAUGGAAACGAUAUCAUAGAUAUGGAGAUAUCGUGCGCUACUUAGAAUACUUGGCCUCCAGGUAUCCCAAAAUCGUAGAAUUGACAACCAUCGGUCAUAGCUACGAAGGUCAACCGAUUAAAAUGGCAAAGGUGUCAACAGGUUUGAAGAAAGAUGGUGAAAGAAAACCCGCGAUUUGGAUCGAUGCCGGCAUGCACGGACGAGAAUGGAUCGGCAUCGCCGUUGCGACCUACAUACUGAGUCAGUUAGUUGAGAGGAACUCGACCUACUCGAAACUAUUGGACAAUUCGGACUGGAUGAUUUUGCCGGUUGCAAAUCCAGACGGUUACGAGUACACCCAUAUCGGCGACCGUUUAUGGCGAAAAACUAGAAGCAAUCACGUAGAAAGCCAAGAGGACAGCAGGUACACGCCUUCCAACUUGUUGCAGUUUGUAGCUCAUUACACCAGAUGGUUGUGGAGCAACUGCGAAGGAGUUGAUCCAAAUCGAAAUUUUGCCUAUCACUGGGGAGAGGAAAAAGAAAGAAGUUCCAGUUCAGAUCCUUGCCACGAAAACUACUCUGGACCUUUUGCUUUUUCCGAGCCGGAAACAAAAGCUAUAGCGGAUCAUAUCCUAGCAAACAAGCAACAUAUUCGAAUGUACUUAACUUUGCAUUCUUACUCGCAAAUGUGGUUGCUACCAUGGAGUCAUACACGCUCGAAACCUGCGGAUUAUUCUGACUUGAUGAACGUAGCAAAGAAAGCAAUUAACGCAAUCACAAAAGUCCACGGAACUCAUUAUCAAAUUGGUCCAACGACAGAUCUAAUGUAUCCAACUUCUGGAUCGUCCGAUGAUUGGGCAAAAGGUGUUGCCGGAAUAAAAUACGCGUAUACGAUAGAACUGCGCGAUCGCGGAACGUAUGGAUUUUUGUUGCCUGCGACUCAGAUAGUUCCAACUGCGCGUGAAAUUUGGGCGGGAAUCCGCGCAGUCGCCCGCGUGGUCACUUGCAACAUGUAAAAUCGUAUUUUUCUAAUACACAUUAUAUCUAAGUAAUAAUUAAUAUUUCUUUGGGGGCUGAUGGUACGCAGAUAAGCAUUUUUUUUUUUGUGACAUCUAUGACUCGAGUGUCAUCAUCUCGAUAGAUAUCAUUAAAUGAAGAAUGGACGUGCAUCAUCAGAUAUGACAUUGUUAUCGAAAUAAAUUACACGAGCUACGAUGACAACCAGAGAUAAAUUAAUUGGAAACAAAGAACGCAUUAUCUGAUUUUUUUGUCAAUUCCGAGAUUACAAAACACACUUAUGAAAGUGCCUUAGCACUAGAAUUUCAUUCAUUCUAUUACUACAUUAUUCAAAAAGUUUGAUUUUAUUGGCUUUGACUUAAAAAAGUGUUAGAUACCAUGUUUUAUAAAAACUAUUCUGAUUUUUUUAACAAUUUAGCAAGUAGAUUUUUAUAGUUAUAAUUGUACAUUACCGCUUCUAGAUUAUGCUCAACAUAUUUUUGCGUAUGCAGAAAAUUAAGUUUAUAAUUUGCAUAUAGUAACGUAAUAUAUGUACGUGUGUAUAAUGUAAUAUACAUAAAAAUGUAAUAUAUAUAUGUAUAUUUAUUUUACAUUAAAGAGCGCUUGUGUGAAUGUGGAAAUG